CUCUCUCCCUCUCUCUCUCUAUAUAUAUAAUAACCAUCCUUUCCUCUUUUCCUCCCAUUUAUUCAUCUUAAUAAUCCCCGAAAAAUGGACUCUCCAGCAACAACCAUGGGAAGCGCUUAUCCAUUACAUCAACCAUAGAGCAUAAAUUUUUCAACAAUGGAGAGAGGCAAGCAUGGCCAAGAGAACUCCACAGAGUAUUUUGCAUGCAAGGAGGAGACACCGAUGUCAGCUAUGCCAAGAAUUCUGAAGCAACUGCAUGUGCUAUUGCCUUAUCAAAGCCACUGUUACAUGAUGCAAUCGCCUCAAUGAAGCUUUUCUGUGGAGCAGAAUCGAUAAGGAUUGCAGAUUUGGGUUGUGCCACUGGUUACAACACAGUCUCCACUGUUGAAUUUGUUGUAGAGAACUUGAGGAAGCGGUACGAGGUUGAACUCAGCCAUGUCCCAGAAUUCGAAGCAUCUUUCUCUGAUCUCCCUUCAAAUGACUUCAACUCACUAUUUCAGUUACUUUUGCCAUCAUUUGACUCUACAGAAAGGCAAUAUUUUGUGGCUGGUGUUCCCGGUUCCUUCUAUGGGCGCUUGUUCCCCUCUAGGAAACUUCACUUGGUUGUUAGUUUGAACUCCUUGCAUUGGCUUUCUCGGAUUCCAGAGGCAGUGGUGAAUAGGCAGUCACCGGCAUGGAACAAAGGAAGAGUGUGGGUUCACGGAGCGAAGGAUGAGGUCGUCGAAGCCUAUGCAAAGCAGUCAGAAGAAGACUUGGAGGCUUUCCUACAAUGCAGAAAGGCUGAGAUCGUUGAGGGAGGGGUCCUCUUCUUAUUAAUGGCAGGGAGGCCUAGCUUGCAGCCUCCUGAGAACCAGUUGAAUGAUGAAGAUACAAGAGCAAAACAUCCCUUCAUCAUUAUUGAUCAAGCUUGGAAAGAAUUGGUUAAUGAGGGAUGUAUCGAAGAGGAGGCCAGAGACAUGUUCAACAUUCCAGCAUAUAUGAGGAGCAUAGAAGAGGUGAAAUCUGCAUUUGAAAAGUGCAAUGGUUUUGAAAUAAAAACCAUCGAGUAUUUGAAACUGAUCGAACAUUCUAAAGAGAAACAAGAGGAUUCGAUUAAGGAUCCCAGUUCGUACGGUCGAGCAAAGGCCAACUUUGUUCAAUCUGGCUUGAGGCCUCUCAUUGAAGCUCACCUUGGUAAAAUCUUCACAGAGAAAUUAUUCAAUAGGUUUGAGAAGAAGUACUCUGAGGAUAUAAACUUGCUGCAUAAGAUUUGCAUCUAUGGUCUUAUCGUGGUGAGUGCAACUAGGAAGUGAGGCCAGUGCUCAUAGUAAUCAUGUGUGAAAGUUCUAGUUGGAAUCUUUGAAUUCUUUUUCAUGUUUUCUUGUUUCCUCAUAUUAAAAAAAAAUGGAAAUUCCUAAUAGUUCAUCACAUAUAUUAGUCAUAAAUUAUAUUCUGAUCUGCAACUUGCAUGUGAUGUAGAAAUCUACAUAUGCAUAUGAUAAUAACAAGCUAGACCACUGCUUAUCUCUUUGGACAGAAGGUAGUUUUCUUCGGUGUUGUGUAAAAGCAGCAUUAUUGAUAGGCUGGGAUUAAACAAUGACAAAGAAAUCUACUACUUCAAGCUGCUACAAAGUGAUAAUUGUGUAAGAAAUCUCAUAGUGAAGUAAAAGCAACGGUGUCCCCUCAAAAGAGUGCAAGACAUGGACAAGCAGCUUCUCAGAUUUGAGUAUUAAAAACCAAACCAGAAAUGUCAUUUCAUCUUCAAUUCACUUUUUC
Messenger RNA from Dendrobium catenatum, 1755 nucleotides. Its product is annotated as gibberellic acid methyltransferase 2. The transcript is spliced from 3 exons. Gene Ontology annotation, molecular function: S-adenosylmethionine-dependent methyltransferase activity. The record is from RefSeq and is a predicted model, not a curated record. Gene Ontology annotation, biological process: methylation. The coding region runs from base 204 to 1292 and encodes 362 amino acids. NCBI's taxonomy places the organism in Eukaryota, Viridiplantae, Streptophyta, Magnoliopsida, Asparagales, Orchidaceae.